This is a messenger RNA of Chelmon rostratus (copperband butterflyfish), 4090 nucleotides long. It is a transcript of the gene ensab, whose product is annotated as endosulfine alpha b. The coding region runs from base 120 to 470 and encodes 116 amino acids. The transcript has 3 exons. Gene Ontology annotation, cellular component: cytoplasm. Gene Ontology annotation, molecular function: protein phosphatase inhibitor activity. The record is from RefSeq and is a predicted model, not a curated record. Lineage: Eukaryota; Metazoa; Chordata; Actinopteri; Chaetodontiformes; Chaetodontidae.
AGUCGUGUCUAGAAAAGGAGGAUUAGAUUCAGUACAGGUACAUAAAACGAUACCCCGUAUAUUCAUCUCUUUGAAUUGUCUGGCAGGCGUGACACUUGCUUGUCUAUCACACUCACGCAAUGUCGUCAGAAAACCUGGACUCGGACACUCAGGUGGACUACGAAGACGAAAAACAGGACUCACAGGAGAAGAAUGCAAACCCGGUGAAAGCAGAGGAGGCCAAACUGAAGGCCAAGUACCCCGGCCUGGGCCAGAAGCCCGGCGGUUCAGACUUCCUGAUGAAGAGACUACAGAAAGGGCAAAAGUACUUCGACUCGGGCGACUACAACAUGGCCAAGGCCAAGAUGAAGAACAAGCAGCUUCCUGUGGCGGGGCCCGACAAGAACCUGGUGACUGGCGACCACAUUCCCACGCCGCAGGACCUGCCCCAGCGGAAGUCGUCCUUGGUGACAAGCAAGCUAGCCGGCUAGCCUCCACCAUCGCAGAAGCACCUUCACCCCCCCUGGGGCUCCCGGCAAAUGUCCCUCCUCCUCCUCACCCAUGUCCCCAAUAUGUCCACUCCUUCCCCUCUCCUUUUUCAUCCCCAGGCACCACUGGCUUUAACAUGUCGGGCAGAGUUGUAUAAGUUAAAACUCCAUUUGCUUGUAUGUGGGUGGGGCGAGGUGGGGGGGAUGGAAGUUUAGGCAGCCCACGAGGCCGCAGCCUUCUCUGCCUUCCCACCACGCACAGCUCUGCCCCCUCUGCGCACUCUGCUCUACCGCCUCCUUUAUGUCUUGGUUUUCGGUGUUCCAAGAUGCAUCACAGUAGGUGUGUGUCAUCAGGCAGGGGUUGGAUGGGGUGAGUUAAUGCACUUUGUAGUCUGUAUAGUAUGCUUUGUUCUUUUUUGCAUCCUAAAUGACACCAAAAUAAUGUGUGUAAGGGAGUUAGGAACCAUGAUCGCAGCGCGUUGUUUGAUUUUUAUGUUCCCUAUCUGUACUGGUGGCUGGCUUCGGCAGGAGGGGUUCGAAGAUGUAUGUAAAUAAUUGCUUGCAUACCAAAUCUGUGAGGGGCAGCUGUCUAGCUUAAGAGUUCUUCAGCACUCACUGACACCAUAUUGGGAAAUGGGGGAAGUGAAUGGAGGCUUCCUUUCAUCUCAUCCUUUGGUCACUUUUUGUCGAACAAAACCUGAAGUCAUCUGCUGCAGCUCAGCCAAACAGGGAUUUGAAGCGCCUUUUUUUCCCUUCUCUCUGCUCAUUGCUUUAAUUCUUGACCCCCCCCCCCCCCCCCCCCCCCCCCCCCCUUCCCUUUGCUCCUGUUCUCUCUAAAUAUGCUGCAUGAUUGUACCAUGUAACGAAAGAGAAAUUGAACACGUUUUUUUAACGGGAGUGGGGCAUCUGCUUAGUGAUAGAAAGUAUCAAAACAAACACACGAAGCCCUGAAACGUCCACAGUCGCACUUCCUUCCCUCCUUUCCUGUUUGCUGUCCUGACAAUCCAUGUACACGCGCUCCAGUUCGGGGCCCAGGGCAAGAGCCAGCUGAGUAUAUCCUUUUAUUAUUUCUAAUGGCUGGGAACCCUGCCAGUCUCUGACUUCAGUCUUAGUUUGGUUGUUGUUGAGUUGCAUCAAGAUGUGCGUUAACUAUGAGCCUAGAAGAUUUGUGGGGGAUUGAAGCACCCUGCAUAGAGUAUAUGCUUCUGUAAAUAAUACUCAAACAAGCAUGUAAUUCAUGAUAAGCUUGGCGCUUUGAGGACCAGACCAGCUAGCAUGCCUGAGAGAAAUGGUAGUGCUAAAUCGACUCACUUGGGAUUACAUCCUGGGAUUUCUGGCUUGGAAAUUCUGUGCUUUACCAACUGAGCCAAAUUUCACACUGCAGCUAUCAGGCUCAGAGACGGUGGGGAUGCUUGUCUUUCCAAUGCGACUGUUACUAUCGCAUCAUCUGGCUCACGCUGUGAUGUGAUAAGGACGACAGCAGCCCAGGCUGGUCGUGCCCGCAUUGUGUUCGGAUCUCGUGGAGGUAUGAAAAGUGAUGCGACGACCGUCCAGGCGUCUUUCUUUCAUGCCGUCUUUGAAACACAGAUCCAGACAGCUAAAAGUUAGCAUUUCAGUGUCGUGCAUGAACACAUGUUUGUGCUAUAUUACAUCACAAAAGUCCCACUGAAAAGACAAAAGUAGCGACAGUCAUAGCCUUCAGAGUUGUGUCCCACAAUGGCGCAUGCAAUGAAAAUUGCUCAAACAUUUGGGACCGACCAGAAUUAUUCAAGCGGCUUCUUCAAGCUUAAAAGGGACAUGGAUUUCUCAAUGUUUUAACGCUUUCAGAAUCUAUAUCGCAGUCAGCCGUAGUGGUUCCCUCGACAUCUUGCCCUGUUUGGCAUUUCACAUUGUGAAACACUAACUUAUGUAAAAGGAAUACGACAGCUUUCCUCACUCAAAACCUUAGCUGGAGUAUAGCUCUACUUCGACUACCAGCGCCCUGUAGAACGACGCUUUUUCUUCCCAAACUGACACACUACACAGACUGAUCUUUGAUCUCAGGGGUGUCAGAGGGUAAACAGCAGGCAACCUGAUAACCACAGGUGUCAGCCCAGCUUAAAGUGGGACACUGCGUGCCUGCAGGAUACGCUCACUCCAACACUUGGCAAAGCAGAGAGAGAUUUUAUAACGCAUGGCGAGGGGGGGCGAAGCGCGAGCCUGUGCUCUUCGCUCCGGUCCCACCUGUUAAUGUGGUUCGACCUCUGAAAGAGGUGAAAGGUGCGAUCGCCAAAUCUGCAGACUUUGAAUGCGUGGCGUUGACACGUUCAAGAAUCUGAACUGGAUGCCGGCGCUCACUGAGGAUCAGCCUCCUUGUAUAAUACUGCUUCAGGGAACCUUCACAGACGCACACUCCACCAUGUAGGCUAGGUGAUAGGGUGCAUGUACCAUCACAUUCUCAACCUCACUUGUUUUUCAUUGAGACUUUGAAAUGUGUCAAAUUUGCAGUGGGCGAAAGAGGACUGACCUGUACGUAUGUGCUUGUUAUGGUGUUGUAUGAAUGCACUGCUUUUCUCUGUUCCAGCCAUUGUAAAUAGACUUCAACAGGAAGGGAUUUUUGUGUUGUUUCCCACCUGCUUUUCACUCUUUCAUAGCCUGAGCUAUUUUCUGAUUCAAUGGUUCCUCUCUCCUUUCAGUUUAACACUACUUCUGCUCUAUCUUAGUGAAUUGCAGAGGCUAUGUGAAUCUGUAUCAUAUGAAAAUAUGUGUAAAUGCUGCUGAUUCAGUCAAAGACAAAUCUAAGAGAUGAUACCCUGUAAAGAACACCUGUCCUCUUGAUUCUACCACUCUCUUCUCCACAAGUAUCUCUCUUUCAGAGUCCUAAAGCUCCGGUCGCAAAGUCCAUUCAGUUGAGACUGUGGUAAACCUCGAUGUCAAUUCUACCACUAAAUUUUAAUGGUGCAUUGUUGAAUUUGAUCCAACUUUUGGUUGACCAGAGCUUAAAACAAAAGUCUGGAACGCUUCAUGUCACUUUGAUUGGCAUGAUCUAACCAUUUCGGAUCAUACUGUGUUCAAAAGCCUGCAGUUUCCAGCUGUGAGAGACAAAGAUUGCUAAAAGAAAUGGGUGAAUAAGCUACGACAUGUUCUUGUGAAACAACAGUGGACAGGAGUUCUUGAAUGCUACUUGAUCUCUGGCUUUGCAGGGAGCAGUUCACAGAGAGGAAAUAGCAGGGUAUGUUUCAAACCCAACACACAGGGUGUCUCUCGUUCAGCUAUGAUAAACACGUGCCAGAAUGUAUAAAGUAAUGACAGGCUGUGUGCUCUGAAGUACUUUUGUGCUGCUUUUACCUUAUCUGUUUUCUUGUUUUGCAAGUAAAUGUUUCUUCUUUUUUUUUUUUUCUUGUGUUUUCUUAUUGCAUUCUUAGUAUAUUUCAUCCUGGCCCAAGGUAACUGCAGGGAAAUCAGAGGCACCCUUGCUUCCAAGAAAAAAAAAAAGGGUUUACAUGAUAAAGAGGAUGACUGGAGAACACAGGAAUGAUUUUAAGACUUCAGAAAGUACAGGAGUACUUGGAAUGUUUCAGUUGUGUGGGAGUAGAUGAGAGGAUUUUUGUCAGUAUUUGAAAUAAACUUUUACAUUAAUAAGA